Papaver somniferum (opium poppy) is the source of this 1248-nucleotide messenger RNA. RefSeq lists its product as uncharacterized. Lineage: Eukaryota; Viridiplantae; Streptophyta; Magnoliopsida; Ranunculales; Papaveraceae. Gene Ontology annotation, molecular function: ATP binding; aminoacyl-tRNA ligase activity. The coding region runs from base 111 to 1112 and encodes 333 amino acids. The record is from RefSeq and is a predicted model, not a curated record. Gene Ontology annotation, biological process: tRNA aminoacylation for protein translation. Gene Ontology annotation, cellular component: cytoplasm. The transcript is spliced from 9 exons.
UCUCAAGCUCUAAAAUAUCCCACCUAUCUUUCAAUCCCCAUCUGUUAUUUCAAUUUAUCUUUGUAUAUUAUAAAUUUCUUCAAAUUCUUGUUUCAUUUUCACAAAAGAGAAUGGGAAAUGCUAUAAGGUAUUUAGCUCAUGAGGCAAUUCAUCAUCAUCAUGCACAUGGAUCAACAACUUCCACUGCUGGUGUUUCAGCUCUAGCUCAUGAUCUAAAUCAGUUUGAGCUCACAUCUGAGGUUCCUGAAGGCCUUAGUCAACUUGUUGUAUCAUCAAAGAAAGCUCAAGCUAAUUGGUACACCAAACUACUUCAGACAUGGCAAGAAGCAAUACCGGCACCGGAAACACCGGAACAAGUAUCUGCGCUUGUCAUUCAGACCCUAAAGCAUCACAAAAAGGAUGAUGUAGAGGGAUUCUUGAAGUUUUACGGACUUCCGCUUCAAGAUAACCCGCAGGUUGAAAGUCCUGAUCCUGUCGUGAUAAAUCCUACUUCAGUACCGGAAGGAGUGAAGUUUGAAUUACAUACACUUCCGGUGGAUGCAAAAGCUAUUCCUGACGGGGAUACCAUAACUGUCUAUGUUAGCGCUUCAGAUCCUAGAGAAGCACCCAGUGUACCCAAGGCUGUACAAGUUGCAGCAUCACAACGAGCGAAAGCACGUGCAUCCAAGGAUUAUCCAAAGGCAGAUGCACUUCAUAAGACCAUUAUUGAGGCUGGUUAUAGAGUACUAACUGGUUCCAACGAUGAGGACAUCCUUGCCAAAAAGUAUCGGGUUCGAUUGAGUGGAAUUGAUUGCCCAGAGAGUAAAAUGCCCUACGGACAAGAAGCAAAGCAAGAACUUGUUAAGCUGGUUCAAGGAAAAUGUUUGAUAAUUCACGUGUAUACUGAGGAUCGGUACGGUAGACUUGUAGGAGACAUCCAUUGCAAUGGAAAAUUUGUACAGGAAGUGAUGCUCAAGAAAGGGUGUGCAUGGCAUUAUGCAGCGUAUGACAAGCGCCCUGAACUCAUAAAGUGGGAGAAUGCGGCUAGAGCUAAACAGGUUGGAUUAUGGGCGUCGCCGAACCCCCAAAAGCCAUGGGAAUGGAGAAAAAACAAACGCGACGGAAACCGCUAACUUGUAGUACUUUAUACAGGAAGUCCAAACUGAAAUUGUAAACGUAUAUAUAUUGCAUUGUUGUAAAAGUAAACACGAAUAUGAAUUUGUUGAAAUUCUAAACUGAAAAUAAAUAUAAAUUUGUUGAUUAGCACUA